AUGGAGGUAGAGAAGCUCAGGUCUGCAACUGCUUCUGUGGAGAGGAUGAUGAUGAUGAUGAGUGGAAGAGUGGUGGCGCUGUCCGAGAGGCACCAUGAUUCGGGAGAUGGUGGAAAAGAAGACAACAAGGAUGGCGGAGAGGAUAAUGGCGGGGAUGAUGAUGAUGAUGAUCCUUUGGAGGAAGUAAGUGGAGAUGAGGAUGGUAUGGAUUCGGACAUUGAGUUAGAGUUUAAUGGAGAUGAUGGGAGUGACAAUGAUGAUGACGAGGACGACAACGAUAAUGUUGAAGAUGAUUAUGAGGAUGAUGAGGAAGAGGAGGAGAGUGAAGACGAGGAGGAAGGUAAUAGGCCAUCCAAGAAGAAGAAAUGA
Messenger RNA from Andrographis paniculata, 369 nucleotides. Its product is annotated as phosphopantothenoylcysteine decarboxylase subunit VHS3-like. Bases 1 to 369 code for a protein of 122 amino acids. The transcript is spliced from 2 exons. Lineage: Eukaryota; Viridiplantae; Streptophyta; Magnoliopsida; Lamiales; Acanthaceae. The record is from RefSeq and is a predicted model, not a curated record.